Lindgomyces ingoldianus is the source of this 2302-nucleotide messenger RNA. RefSeq lists its product as uncharacterized. Gene Ontology annotation, biological process: actin filament bundle assembly; actin filament network formation. Gene Ontology annotation, molecular function: actin filament binding; calcium ion binding. Lineage: Eukaryota; Fungi; Ascomycota; Dothideomycetes; Pleosporales; Lindgomycetaceae. The record is from RefSeq and is a predicted model, not a curated record. The transcript is spliced from 4 exons. Gene Ontology annotation, cellular component: actin filament; cytoplasm; actin filament bundle. Bases 100 to 2043 code for a protein of 647 amino acids.
CGCGCACAACGAAGAGGCUGAGCCAGGCAGAGAUCGAGCGCCCGCUAUAUCUGUUCGACCCGAGACACGCACCUUCUCCACACACCUUUUCCUCCAACCAUGAACAUCAUCAAGAUUCAGAGAAAGUAUCCGCAGUUCCAGCAGUCGGAGAUCUUUAGCCUGCAGGAUGCCUUCCGCAAGCUGGACGUCGACGACAAGGGCUACCUCGACGAGGCCACGGUCAUCAAGUCGACGCAGCAGACGGAGCACCAGCCGUACGACGUCGUACGCCAGGCCCUGAAGGAGGUCGAAUUGGACAGCUCGCGGCGCGUCGAGCUAGAAGACUAUGUUGAUCUCAUCUCCAAGCUCCGCGAGUCCUCGCCCGCCCAGCAGCGUAUGAACACGGGGCCGACUCGUCCGCGGGGCGGCACAGGCAGCGCGCCCUCCACCCCUGGCCACGCCCACAAGACCAGCCAUGGCGGCGGCAGGAUCCAGGUCCAGGGCUCCUCGGCCAACGUCACCCACACCAUCAACGAGGACGAGCGCACCGAGUUCACGCGCCACAUCAAUGCCGUGCUUGCCGGUGAUCCCGAUAUUGGCGACCGGCUGCCCUUCCCGACCGACACAUUCGAGAUGUUCGACGAGUGCAAGGACGGCCUGGUGCUCGCCAAGUUGAUCAACGACAGCGUCCCGGACACGAUUGAUGAGCGCGUGCUGAACAGGGUCGGCAGGAAGAUCAAGACGCUGAAUGCCUUCCACAUGACGGAGAACAACAACAUCGUCAUCGAGUCUGCAAAGGGUAUCGGAUGCUCCGUGGUGAACAUUGGCAGCGGAGAUAUCAUUGAAGUGCGCGAGCAUCUGAUUCUUGGUCUGAUUUGGCAGAUCAUCCGACGGGGUCUGCUGGGUAAGAUCGACAUUAAGCUUCAUCCCGAGUUGUAUCGGCUGUUGGAGGAGGAUGAGACUCUCGAACAGUUUUUGCGCCUUCCUCCCGAGCAGAUCUUGCUCAGGUGGUUCAACUACCAUUUAAAGAAUGCCAAGUGGCACAGGACCGUCACCAACUUCUCCACUGACGUCAAAGAUGGCGAGAACUACACUGUCCUCCUCAACCAGCUCGCCCCAGAUAUCUGCUCCCGUGCCCCUCUCCAAACCCGCGAUCUCCUCCAACGUGCGGAGCAAGUCCUCCAGAACGCCGACAGCCUGGAUUGCCGCAAGUUCUUGACUCCUACUUCCCUCGUAGCCGGAAACCCCAAGCUCAACCUCGCCUUCGUCGCCAAUCUCUUUAACACUCACCCCGGCCUUGAUCCCAUCACCGAGGAAGAGAAGGCCGACAUUGACGAUUUUGAUGCGGAGGGCGAACGCGAAGCCCGCGUCUUCACCCUAUGGCUCAACUCCUUAGAUGUCCAGCCCGUCGUGCAAUCCUUCUUCGAAGAUCUAAAGGACGGCACAGUCCUCCUACAAGCCUACGAUAAAGUCAUACCCGGCAGUGUCCAAUGGCGCCACGUCAAUAAACCUCGCCCAGGAGCCGAACUAAUGCGCUUCAAGGCCCUCGAAAACACGAACUACUGCGUCGAACUCGGAAAAGCGAACUCGUUUUCCCUACCCGGCAUGCAAGGCGCAGACAUUACCGAUGGUCAGCGAACUCUCACUCUCGGCCUCGUCUGGCAACUCAUGCGAAAAGACAUCGUAUCUACUUUGCGCGGCCUCGCACAACGCCUAGGCAAGCGCGAAAUCAACGACCAGGAUAUGAUCAAAUGGGCUAAUGAUAUGGCGCGUAAGGGCGGGAAAGGUUCGCAGAUCCGGUCCUUCAAGGACUCGAACCUCUCCUCGGCGGUGUUUUUAUUAGAUGUUCUGGCCGGCAUGAAGAGCAGCUAUGUGGAUUAUGAUCUUGUGGCGCAAGGCAGAAAUGAGGAAGAAUGCUAUUUGAAUGCGAAGUUGGCGAUUAGUAUUGCGAGAAAAAUGGGCGCGACGAUUUGGCUUGUGCCGGAGGAUAUUGUGGCGGUGCAGAGUAGGCUGAUAACGACGUUUAUUGGGAGCUUGAUGGCGACUUAUGAGAGGAUGGGCUAAGUAGGUGGGAUUUGAAGGGGCUGGCUGCAUGAGGUGAAUUUAGGUCCGAGGAUAGACAGUGGGUGAUCCAUGAGGAGGAGUAGAGUGCUGGUGUUCAUUCUAACUCUCCUGUGUGAUGUGCAGAAAUCGUAUGGAUACAAGGAUGGAAAAAAGACGGCGGCCCUUGGUGACGCUUUGGCUCGUUUUGAUAUUCUUUCUACUUAUAUUCUAGUCCUCAUUUUACCAGAUCAGGUCCAGAUUCAACCGAUUUUUCUUAUCG